CGGCGUUGUUGCUGCUUUGCUGCUCGACGUGGGGGGGUGUUGCAGGAGGUUUGGCGUGGCUGCUGUGUUUGUGGCAACAUGGUUGAGAGGGGCUGUUGUUUGGCUUUCGUCAGUUUUCACAAAAAAGGUGUUUUGUUUGUGCGCGGCACGCGAAGCCAAAUUACAAUUCGUUCUUUUAGCAUUUGACGCCGUGAGAUUCUGCUGUGUGUGGAGUAACUGCAGUCGGAUCUUACAAGCUCGUGGGAUUUAAACAUCUGCAAGCUCGUGCGGUUACAGUGCUAUACUCUUAACAGUAACGAUACUCGGUUGGAUCUGCGAAUGGCAGCGGAUGCACCUGUCAAAUUUGCGUAUUAGUUAACUUUUUUUUUGCUUGUUGAUUGAACCAUUUUAUAUUCCCUUGCUUGUUAGUGUACAUUUAAUCAUUACUAUGGAACAACUGUGGAUGUUUUCUUUGUGUGCAGUAUUUCUUGUUCCGACUACAUUUGCGGAGCACACCGCUUUAAUCCCCGUUGCAUUUCCUGCGUGUGUCCGAACAUAGCAGGUACUGUACCAAACAUCUAUGCGUGUUUGUUUUUAAGUAACCUGUAUAACACUUCAACCAAUCCAUGACCACGCGUUUGACCCAUUUUGGUUGUUUUCAGCAUUAUCUAAUGGCGUGGGUAACAGCUCCUGGGUAGCGAUUCGCAUUGCGCGCGAUGCACAUUUAAAUCGCUUUGCUGUUUUGGAACGUCAAGUAAAAUUGCAGAGGCGACCUUGCCUAGUUACUGUACAAGCAACUCUUUUAUGUAUCGGGUUGUCGCUUUCAUUAAUGCCCGCCGCAUUUGUAUAACAGCUGCUGUGAUGCCACUGGUCUUGGCUUUGGUCACUAAUGCGUCAAGCCCCCUCCCCGGAUUAAAGACUUGAAGCGGGAGAUUGUAAACAACAUGUGGUUGUGGGUUGUUCUCAUGAAACAACUGGAUGGGCCAUCGAUUCCGGCUGUUGCAGUUAUUGACACCCACAGGUUCCACUGGGUUUUAUUUAUCACACCGUAGUAUGACACAUUGCAACAAAGGCACUAUUAUCUAAAUACGCAAGAACGGCCAGAUUUUCUUUUUUUACUUAACGCGUGCUUUACAGAAUUUAGAUUGCACGCUUUUGACCAUAACGGUCUAGUGUUCUGAAUGCUUCAGUAAAAUAAAAGUGUGGUUGUAGCAAAAAAAAGUCUGCACAUUUUCCCAUCUGUUACUGUGUAAAUCAGCCUGUUGCUCAUAUAAAACUUGCAUCUUGAUAAAACCAUAACUCUACUAACAAAUGGAAUGUUACGUAUAUGGAAAAACUGGUAAUCUUGGGAGGAAAACGUUAAUAUUAUUGACACAUUACUGGAAGUACAGCCGCGCGACAGACACGUGAGUCUAUAACCAAAUUCAUGCAAAACAUGCUAUACAUAGUCUUUGGCUCGCGCAUUUACAUUUUACAUGCUUGGUUAGGGGGUUUGACCAUUCUUUACAUUUUUACUUUUACCCUCAAUAUGUGCGCAUGGAAUCGUGCGUGAUAAUGCACGAAACGUAUAUGUUCUGUGUAAUACUCGUCAUUUUGAGGACCCCAGGUGACUUGAAAAUGACACUAUCCUCGCCUCUUGAAGUUCCCACGUGGUUAAAUAAAAUAACUCCCGUGGCCACUAGAGGCGCCAGCUUUCACCGCAUAUGAAAAAUGGAAAUCAUGACGAGACACUGCAGUCAACUCAAAUUACAAAUUAUGUCACCAAUUAAUAUACUCUACAUUAUGAUAGCGAAUGACACAAUUACUAUUGUAAUCGAUCCCAGGUCUGAUCAUGACCCUGAGUCAUGACAAUUAAAUUAAUCUUAGGGGGUUGCAUGUUUUACACUUGUACUUGGUAAAGAUUGCUACAGAAUGUACACUAAAAUGGAAUGACGGGAGCACAUCAUCUGGGAGGGACUGAUGCUCCAACAAUAAACCCAUGGAUCAAAGAACUGAGCGCAAAUCACAAAUAUCAAUCUACCAACUGGUAGAUGGAAACAUGACACUCCUUAAAAAGUCUGGAGUCUCAGCGAGGCCUUCAUGUUUAAAGACGUGUAAUAAAUAGUGUGGAAACAUUUCCGAAUAACCGAUAACACAGUACACAUUUGUCAUGGCAUAUACAGCAUUGCUUCCUAUAGUUGUCGUCCUAGGAAUGUGGAAUUUCCACCACUCGCUCAGGACCACUAAAGGAGAUGGAUGAGCGCCGAAUCUUUUACCACUGGGGCAAGGAGGGGGGUGGGGCUAUUUUAGGACCGCGUUAACUCGGCUCAUGAUUCAGAAGCUGGCGGAAUGUGAAAUAAUACAAAAGGUGAGAUGUUCAGGUUAACGGUCAUAAGGUCAGUUGGCUCAGGUGCUUUGAGGUUAGGCUCGGGGUGGCUUGCCCUAGCUGAUGGCUACUUACAAUGUGUUGGCAAGCAAAAAGUAAAGAGGUUCAUUUGCCCAUGUGAUUAAAGGUCAGGUCAGGGUGAUGUCCUUUGCAGAGCCGUUCAAUAAAGCUUCUUGCAGUAGUAGCAACAGCAGCUGCAACAUUCGAGAGUGGAUUAAUGCAACUGGAGCAGAAAGUGUAAAUUUUUUCUAUGUUUGCGGCUUCAUGUUGCUCCGUUUACAGUAUUAGUUGGUCGAAGGCAAACAAGUGUUUAAAGAAAAACAUUCUAACGUCAAGUAAAGUCGCUCUGCUUUGUAUAUACAGUACAGUUAUGGAAGGCAAAACAAACGUGAAUGUUAUUAAAAUAUGGCAUUUUAAUUAAACACAUUAACUCUGGAAAUGAGCUGAAGAAAGUAUUAUGCAAAGUUAAAUAUAGUAUCCUACAGUAUAGAAGACCUAACAGAGAAUGGCUUGACGACAUACGAGAUUGGUGCCAGAAAGAUGUGCACUACUUGAGCAUAUUGGCACAAUACGGGAAAAUUUAAACAAAUGACGAAAUGUGCAGUGGACACAUACUGGACUACCCAUGGAUCGUGAUGAUGAUGACAGUAUAUUAGUUUCAUGUAAAAAGUGUUAAGUGAAAUGGCACAAUGGGUGUACACUAAUGCCCCCACCCCAUUAUAUUACAUAGAGUAAAUAUGCAUUGAACUCUAUUGCAUAAUUGACACAGUUAAAUAACAGGAAAGAUUCGAGCAAUAAGCACUACGUGGGCUACCAAAGGGGACCCAAAAGUAAAACAAUUACACCCACUGGCCCCCGCCUUUUAAGGCCCCCGCCUUUAAGGCCCCACUCUCCCCCAGCAUUCCUGCCUUUGUUUUGGUCUUGCAAAAAAACACACUGGGGAGAAGUUCUCGGUGUUCUUUUUCCAGUGGCGUUUCUUCCUUCCUGCCCCGCAUCGACUCAUGGCCAUCCCUUUCAGUUUCUGGCUUGGCGUUAUUUGGGCGUUUGAGGCAGAGCCCUUCUAGUUCGUGACUUUAUGGGCCCAACUCGCCGGUCUUGCAAGCUUCUCGUAUUACCGUGGAGCAAACUGAUGGCUCCAACAGAUGAAUCUGUCUCUUCCCCCCCUGCCCCCACGUCGUUUCCUGGGAGCUGUAACUAACUCGUUUAGUAGCGGUGGUAGCAAAGGCAGUACGAUCGUAACAAUUCUGGAAGCAGACACAUUUGAUGUCAUUUAACUUUAUGGUCCCAAUAACUUAUGAGUUCAUACUUAGUUUUACUUUGUGAAGAUGCCAUGUGUAGUAAGAGUGGAAGACAUUUCGACUGAAUGAAAGGCACUUUUUGCUGACGUGAAGGUUCAAACAGGAAGCCGAGGUACGCGGACGUAACCCGUGACCCCGAGCCGGCUGCGCCGUCCAUCAGUAGAGCAGACUCGGAGCAGCUGCCUACUCAUGCAAUCUUUGGAAGGACGUAAUCAACCAGGCUCUACGAAGGCACUUCUUGGCCCAGCUCCUUGCAGCGAUGAAACUGCACAUGCCCUGAUGACACGCUUGGGCUUCCUCCUGGGAGACAGGGUCCUCACCUCCAAUUCUGGCUCUUUACAGCUGCAUACUGAUGGCAGAAGGAACCAAAAGCUGUGUGCAAUGGAGCAGGGAAUCAGCCCUUCUUCCACAUUGACCAGCAGCUCGGCUUCUCCGCACGCUUCAAGCCCGUGCUCCACGCUCGCUGGGCCAUCCACCAGGGGUGCCCCCCCCCUCACACGCUCCUGUCCCUACGGCCUCGUCCCCACUCCCAGCUCUACUCUUGAGAGCAAGGACAGCGGAAUCAUUGCUACAAUUACAAGGUCUAGUGCUUACAUGGAGCGCGGUGGCUGCAGCUUGGAUCAGAUUGAGGAGAGCAGCCCACCGGACGACCCGUCCGACAGCAGUCGACCUGAAGAGCUCAACGAGGCCUCCUGCCAUAUCCCAGAAGAGCCCUCUCACCGACGUACUUUUCUUGGGGACCAUUUUAAGCGUUCUGCCACCCAACUGGAGCCAUAUGAGAUUGAUGCAUUUACGGGCGACCGUUCUGAUGGGUGCUCUGAUCAAGCAGGCUCAUCUCAGAUCCUUGGCUUCUCGGGCCGACGGAAUGAUCAGCACAUUAACCGUCUGGUCCUCUCCAAACAACGGGAUCCAUAUCUGGGAGACCACACCCGUUGCUACACACUCCAUGGAUCCUCCUUCACUUCCCUGGACGCGUCUGUGUUGGCGGAUCGGCCGCCAAUGGCCCCUACGCAUGCGCUCCGGGUGUACGGGAUGCCGGGUGCGGACGAGCUGCAUUCCAGUGCAUCCUUUAGCCUGAGCCGCAGCACGGAAAAGGGUUUGGACAUCUUCCCGUCGCAUUCUACCUACUCCAUCCCCACCUACCUGACACCUCGGCCCAACUCGGUGGCAGCCACGAGCUCUGCGCGGCUGGAGGACCUGAGCUUCCUGGAUGAGCAGCGUGGAGUUCCCCUCCGCACAUCUAUGAGGAUGCCACGGCAGCAUCUGGCGCCUGGCCGCCCGCUGCCUGACCACAGAGCUCCCAGAGUGCAGUCCUGGCUAAACCACUCAAUGCGAUUUGCGCCAUACAAGCCGCCGGACAUUGCACUGAAGCCACUGCUCUUCGAGGUGCCGAGCGUGACCACCGAUUCUGUGUUUGUGGGACGGGACUGGCUGUACUGCGAGCUCGAACGGCAGCUGGCCACCAGCGUGGAUGGCACCAGGGGCACGGGCGCCAGCCCUGAUAGGAACACCAGCUGCAGGGGGGCUGUCAUCGUCGGGGGAGUCGGCACCGGCAAGACGGCCAUUGUGUCUCGGAUGGUGGCCCUUAGCUGCCAUGGCACGCGUAUGUGGCAGAUUGCAUCUGACAGCCCACGCCUACAGCACAAAAAUCCUCACCUCGGUAAGGAGCUGCCGCUGGGCCAGCCUCCGCCUACCACAGAUGGCAUGCGCUUAGUUAGCCGUGGAAGCUGCCCAAACACGCCGGAGCUGCGCUGCAGGCCCGAAGAGGCUGUGAAAAGACUUGCAGCUCAGGUGGUGGCCUACCAUUACUGCCAGGCCGACAACACAUACACCUGCCUGGUGCCAGAGUUUGUGCACAGUGUGGCGGCGCUGUUGUGCCGAGCCCCGCAGCUGGUGUCAUACCGGGAGCUGCUGCUGCGGGAGCCACACCUGCAGAGCCUGCUCAGCCUGCGCGCAUGUGUACAGGACCCCUCAGCUGCCCUGCGUAGGGGGGUCCUUGAGCCGCUGACGGCACUGAGAAGAGAGCGGAAGAUCCUAGAUGAAGAUUUCUUGGUUCUAGUGGACGGACUCAAUGAGGCUGAGUUCCACAAGCCUGACUACGGGGACACCAUUGCCUCCUUCAUCACUAAGCUCCUCUGCAAGUUCCCUCCAUGGCUCAAGCUCGUGCUGACCGUUCGAAACAGCAUGCAGGAGGUGACGAGCUUAUUGCCAUUCACCACCAUCCAGCUAGACAGCGCCAGUGUGGCUGGCGGGGCCGUAGACAUGGGACUUGUGGAACGAGACCUGCAGGCCUACGUCAUGUAUCGUGUCAACGGAAGCCACGAGAUUCAGAGCAACAUUGCGCUGAGUGGACGGCCCGAUGGCGCGGCGCUGGCUAAGCUGGUCUCGCACCUGUCCUCUUUGGCACGCGGAUCGUACCUCUUUCUUCGUCUUACUCUCGACCUCAUAGAAGAAGGACACCUCGUGUUGAAGAGCUCCGGCUACAAGGUGCUCCCUGUCUCACUGUCGGAGGUGUACCUGCUUCAGUGCAAUCUGCGCUUCCCUUCGGGGGCAGCGUUUACCCGGGCACAGCCACUGCUCUGCGUGGCACUGGCAUCUUUGCAUCCGCUCACUGACGAGCAUCUGCUGCGUGCGCUCGCGGCUGGAUGGGUGACGGGGCCUCGCUCGGAUGCCGUAGCUGCGUUCACGUUUGCCCUGGAGAGCGUGUCUCCCUUCCUGGUGCGGCGGCGGGAUGGCACGCGCAUGUUCUGCCACCCCUCGUUCCGCGAGUGGCUCAUGUGGCGGCCCGAGGGCGAGAGCACCAAGUUCCUCUGUGAUCCCAGGAGUGGUCAUGCACUGCUGGCCAUGAGCUUCUCGCGUCAGGAGGGAAAGCUUAACCGACAGCACACGAUGGAGCUGGGCCACCACGUCCUCAAGGCUCACAUCUAUAAGGGUUUGAGCAAGAAACUCGGCAUCUCAUCUAGCAUCCUGCAGGCUCUCUGGGUGGGGUACAGCACAGACAGCUUGUCUGCUGCGCUGGCCUCACUCCGCAACCUCUACACGCCCAACAUCAAGGUGUCUCGGCUACUAAUUCUGGCGGGGGCAAACGUGGAUUUCCGCACAGAGGCACUGAGCAAUGCGCCGGUGCUGUGCGUGGAGUCCCACUUGGGCUACAGCGAGAUGGUCUCCUUGCUGCUGGACUCGGGCGCUGACAUGGAUACAGCCAGCGAGAGUGGAAUGACACCGCUGUGCUACGCCGCAGCUGCCGGGCAGCUGGAAAUUGUCGCUCGUCUCUGUCGUCGCAGUGCCAAGCUGGCACACGUGGACCGCAAUGGGCAAUGUGCGCUGGUGCACGCCGCACUGCGGGGUCACCGCUCGAUCGUGGAGUUCCUGGUGAACCAGGACUGGUCCUUGGCUGGGCAGCAACCCGGAUUGCCGCGCAAGGGACAGGCGAUGCAGCAGGGUCUCACGGCUGCCUCUAGCAUGGGCCACACUGAGGUUGUGGAGUAUCUGUUGGAUUUUUCGGCUGAUGAAAAGAAACAGGAGAAUCAGUCACAAAUCGAUGCCUUUGACAGUCUGUGGGGAGAGACCGCACUCACUGCAGCCAGUGGCCGUGGCAGGCUGGAGAUAUGUGAGCUGCUGUUUGAGCGCGGGGCCACGCUUUCGCAGCCCAACCGCCGUGGGGUCAGCCCCGUGUUCAGUGCAGCGCGUCAGGGCCAGUGGCAGGUAGUGGACUUACUGCUGAAACGGGGUGCAGAGGUGGAUGUUAUGGACAGGCAGGGUCGCACGGCUCUCAUGGUUGCAUCCUGCGAGGGUCACAUUGGCACAGUGGAAUACCUCCUUUCCAAAGGUGCGAGUAUCGGAUGUGUGGACAAGGAAGGACUCAGUGCCCUCAGCUGGGCCUGUCUGAAGGGCCACCAGCCGGUGGUGCAAUCUUUGGUUGGACGUGGUGCCGCCAUUGAUCAUACGGACAAGAAUGGGCGCACGCCACUUGAUCUCGCUGCUUUUUAUGGUGAUGCUGGAGUGGUUCAAUAUCUGGUGGAGCAUGGAGCCAUGAUAGAGCAUGUGGAUUAUAGUGGCAUGCGCCCGCUCGACCGUGCUAUUGGAUGCCGGAACACCGCUGUGGUUGUUGCCUUACUGAAAAAGGGUGCCAAGCUUGGUCCUGCUUCCUGGGCUAUGGCCACCUCAAAGCCAGACGUCAUGAUAAUAUUGCUCAACAAGUUGAUUGAGGAGGGAAACUUCCUCUACAAGGCAGGACGAAUGAAAGAAGCAGCCCAGCGCUACCAGUAUGCUCUGAAGAAAUUUCCUCGUGAGGGCUUUGGUGAAGAACUGAAGACCUUCCGUGAACUCAAGGUCACCUUGUAUCUUAAUCUGUCACGCUGCCGUCGCAAGAUGAAUGAUUAUGGAAUGGCAGAAGAAUUUGCUACAAAGGCUCUGGAAUUGAAGUCAAAAUCGUACGAGGCUUUUUACGCCCGGGCUCGUGCCAAGCGCAGCAGCAGACAGUUCAUGGCCGCGCUGGAGGACCUACAUGAGGCGGUGCGCUUAUGCCCAGAGAACCGGGAAAUUCGUCGCCUACUUGCACGGGUGGAGGAUGAAUGUCAGCAGCAGCUCCUGCUUCCACAGAGCCAGCAGCAGCAAGUACAGCAGGAAGGAAACUGCACACAAACUGAAGAGGGUUACUAUGCUGAGCCUCCCACUUACGGUGGAACAAAGCAUGGGCAGGAUUAUUAUCCUGUGGCAAUGCCAAAGGAUGCCAAUGGCAAAUUAGAGAAUUCUGAUGAGGAUGAGUCUCCGUCUUCUCCCCAAGCUUUGCGUUCUCGCCCGACUUACCCAUCUCCCAUUGAGACCUCUCCCUGGUCUGUUGCGCUGCAGCAAGAAAUGAGAGUUAAAUGCAACUUGGGGUCAGACAUUCAAGGCAGAGCUGAACUCAGGCCUGGGGAGGGUACUCAAAUGGUUCCUCGAUCACACCAGGAUGCUGCUGCUCGAGAGCAAAUGCUUAGAACCCAAUCGGCCCAACAUCCCUGGCUGGUAAGCAGAGGAAUGAGUGUUGGAAUGGGAAACAAAAUGUCCCAAUAUGAACCUAAAAGUCCAGUGAUGCAGAGAUCAGUGGAAUUGCCCUCCUCUGCUGUAUCCCAAGGCAGAGUUUUUCACCAAACAUCCCUGAAUGUUGAGAUGAGUAGUGGUCGGCCAAUGCAAACCGGUGGCAACAGAGGACUUCAGCAGCACCUGUCGAUUUUGGAAACAGAGCCCCACAUGUACAGUAAGCAUCCUCUGUCAGAUAUAAAUGCAAGUGUCUUUGAGCGCAAAGAGCAAGAGAAGCCCAAGCUAUGUAGGGAGUCAACAAUGGGAGCUUAUAGCCGUCCAGGUCAACUCAUUCCCCUGGAAGUGAGGCCACAUCCACCUACUCCUCGUCCUUCGCUUCAUGUUAUGAGUGCUGGCCUCUGCAGCUCUUCUCUCAGUCUGAUGGAGGCAGGGAAUCCCCAGUAUGCCUGCAGUCCCCAAGCUGAGGUGCGCAUCCGUACCACAUUGGACUUAAAGUCGCUGACCAGUGCAAAUAGCAUUGGAGUUGCUUGCAGUGGAGGUGAGCGCCCUGGUAUGAUAUCUCCCACACAAGAUUCGAGACAGCUUGUUUUGCCUGACAGCAAGUCCCGUCCGACACCCUUCAUGGGAGUCACAGACAAACGUGCUCGGGCCCAUCAGUUGCAACUGCCACUCGUAUCAGCACAGCAGCCAACACCACAACAGCAACAGCAGCAGUCACAAAGCGGCAGGAAGUGGGUCACAUCAUCGGUUGAUGUUAUUGUGACAAGUCCCGUCUCUGACUCACCCCUCUCCUCUGCGGAAUCUCCUCCAAUGAACAGCCUGGCCUAUUACAACAAGACAAACAAUUAUCUUGAGCAACAAGAGGGCACUGGCAUUGACUCACCACCUUUGCCACAUCAGCAAAAUAACAACAACAUGCAUAACGGACGAUGCCUUAUGCAGGAGGAGCCCUCCACACAUGAUGAGGACAGGUCCUCAAAGCCAGCUUCACUCUCAUUGCAGGGAUAUCAGGAUGGAGUGGGCAUCAUUGUACAGCAUGUGGUCAAGGAUCCCAAACCACCAUGCACCUCCCCACUCAUUCCUAAACGCCCUUUUGUGGAGUCUAAUGUAUAAGGCUGUGGCGAGCACACUCUUAACUACAUCCUAAAUAGUUUGUGAAGGUCAGUUAAAACUUUUCCACAAUCAUGCAAAUAGGUGUGGCAAAAUAAAAAUAUGAAAUGAUGUAAAGAGAAAAUACAUAAGCAUGUGAAAAUGUUGUGCAUCCCUAUAUCUAAGAAAACGAUUGUACAUUUAGCUUUAGAGUUAUGUAUUAUUCAUGUUAUGCAUUACUGCUGCAAAAAAGCGGAAAAGCAGAAUCUAAGAAACUAUGUAAUGUGUUCCUCUGAGUGAAGUGCUUGACCUUGCCAGGUUUAAAACAAUCUACUGAAAAUGAGCCAGGGCUUUUAGCCAAAAGGUAAUUAUUCACCAGUCUUAACCAUCACUGGAUACACUUAGCAUAAAAAUGUAGAAGAAUACACCAAUAGCGAGCAGAAUCAAAGUUUCAUUCAUGCCAUUCAAGGGCUCCUGGAUAGGCCUGUAUAUAUAGCUCGUGUAUCAAAUUGUUCUGUUUGGAAGAAACUUGGUAUGGUAUUGUACACUGAAUGCACAUUACGCGUUUUUUUCUUGUGUAUUAUAGUGGUGUCUAUAACGAAUCCCACAGAUGUGUUGGUAGUUCCUUAAUCUACCAGCAAAAUUAAAAUAAUCACUUGGUGAUGUAGUGCAGCGAUCACUGUACCCUACACGUUCCAAUUUGUAUGACAAUCUGGAAUCUCUUGUCGGAUGCACACGUAUCAAUAAGAGCACUGUCCUUAAAGGGGAUAUUAAGCCUGCUCCCUCAUUUGUUUUCUUGCAGAUGUCAAAUGCCCCAGUGAUGUGCGAGCCCAGUUAAGGGAAGACAGUGCUGACUUUUUUACGUUUUAUCUGUCAUCUGUGCCAGGUGUGGCUUCAAACAAAAGUUUUACCACUCGGUAUUUAUGAACCGCAAUUGACUACACAUGGCAACAAGUUAAACACAAGACAGUACAUGAGUUUGAGUCCUCUCUCUUACUAUUGGUAUGAGCAGGGCCCAUGGCAUGGGUCUCGUGAAAUCGUUAAUCGUUCUUGCAGUACCCGUAUUUCCCGCUAGAGGGUAGGGUAGGAACCCGGUAAAUGUGGCUGGAGUGUGAUUCCUGCAACAUGAGCGUUUCAUAUUACCCAUGCAACUCAGGGUCUCUCCUGAGACGGCCCCUUCUACAGAAAGAGUAUCGCGUAGCUAAAGGAGCCAGGUGACACAUUGCAAAAAGUUAAAUACAAAGAGUCAUGGUUGAGCUUUUUUGCAAAGAUUACGUGUUGUGCUCUUGUCAUGCUCGUACAGGCGCGUAUGAAUGAAGCAUUAACGUGCAGAAAUAAAUAGUACACAUGUUUUUUUUUCAAUGCAGAAUGUAACUCUGACGUAUCGCCACCAGAAUUGUUCACUCUGCAAAGUUGAUCGCCUCAUUAGAAUGACUCAAAUUCCAUUGCCAUUUACCUGACGGCAAUUCAACCCAUGGAGGAUGUAAUGCUGUGCACUUGUGGUGUUGUGUCUGUACAUUAUUAGUAAUACUACGUUUAUGCGUAAUAUAUGUACAUAAAUGAAAAUGUUGCCUUGCGGAUAACUUUAAACUUAACUGCAUUUCUUGUAAAUAUGCAUUUGGUGUAAAUUAUUGAAAACAUGGAAUGCAGUAGUAUUCACAAUGUAGUCAGAUGCAUUUUCAACUGCCAAAAUAUGUAUAUAUAAUAAGUAUGCUGAAAAAAGAUGUACCACCAAAUAGUUGCACUGACUGUGGAAUGAUGAAUGAUAUAUCAUUGUGAAGUGCACUUUACUGCAGUAUUUAGGUGGCAUAGUGCUGACAAACAACGUGUUGGUCUUGAUGUGCUGUGCACAGAGUUUAAGAUGACAAACAAUUGUUAGGUAUCACGAUCAAAGUGCUAAUGUGCAAGCUACAUCUGGUUAGUAAAUAUAUUGCUUCUAUUACUGAAGGAAAGUGUAUGUAUGCAGUCUUUUUUACGUGUUUUUGUUUUAUAUUGCAGUACAUGUGGUACACAACAGUUAAUGAUUACAUAUUAUGGAUAUUUGCAUGUUUGUUUAUUAACUUUACAGUAACCUAAUGGUACACAGUCCUUUCUCAUCUCACACCAUACCCAUAAUCCCUUCUUUAAAAAAAGUGCAACACUUUUUGUUAAAUAAACUAUUUAAAUGUCAGUUGCACAAGUGGAUGGAUGCCUUUUAUUUGUCGGGCAGUUGAGGAUUCGAUGUGAAUGUCGGCUACAAGGAGCCGGGUGCAAUCAUCACCUUUACUGUUUAAUUUACUACAUUAUUUUAAUUGUGUUACCCAGCAUGUGUAGCAGCCCUAUGGGGUAUUAACUGAAAAUAAUCUGCUAUUCCCAUUACUCGAGUCCUCUCCACAUCCAACAACAAGAAAAAAAUUGGUAAAAAAAACUAUUGCAAAAUGUUAUUUAAAAAAAUAGUUCAUUUCAUAGAAAGUUGCAUCGGUAUACUUUGUGCGUGUGAGCUUGUGUUUUUUGCAUCCUGUGUAGUUCAAAGAUUAAAAUCCAGGACAAACCCGUGCACGCUCACACCCUUUUUCUGGAAAAGGUUUGGAAAUGUGACUUUUCGCAGAAAUCAAAUGUCAAAAAUGGUUUUAGAAGUAAUAAAAUAACACAUUUGAUGCGCGAUUGUAAACUAGUUUGUAACUAUGGCAGCGUUGUGUAAGGAAAUAGCUAUUUUUACACAUGGUCGUGAAAGUUUAAUUGUUGGUACUUUAAAAUGGAUAUCAACCUAUGAAUUUCCAACAGGCACCCAACAACGUAUACGCAAAAAAAUGAGUGCUGUAAUGCUGGAGUAUAUGAUUGUGCAUUUCAUCUCAACAUGUAUGAAUAAAUUAUGUUUUUCCUGGUAAAUGUGAUCUCAUUGGUUGUGUUCAGAUACGGAGAUUAUUCAAAUCAAAUUACAUCAUAUGAACUGGGUGGAUUCUGAAAGAUGGAUGAGAUUUGAGUGGUGCAAUCUGACUGAAUAAUGAAUAUGUAUACACUAGGUGACCAUAAAGCCUCGCCUGUAUUUUGGUGUCCCUAUGCUGUACUGUAUUUGGAAAUAAAUGCAUCUAAAUGGAC
Messenger RNA from Petromyzon marinus (sea lamprey), 12831 nucleotides. Its product is annotated as protein TANC2-like. The record is from RefSeq and is a predicted model, not a curated record. NCBI's taxonomy places the organism in Eukaryota, Metazoa, Chordata, Hyperoartia, Petromyzontiformes, Petromyzontidae. Gene Ontology annotation, molecular function: protein binding.